Messenger RNA from Elgaria multicarinata webbii, 1952 nucleotides. RefSeq names its product heat shock transcription factor 5 (gene HSF5). Gene Ontology annotation, biological process: regulation of DNA-templated transcription. The transcript has 6 exons. The record is from RefSeq and is a predicted model, not a curated record. Gene Ontology annotation, molecular function: DNA-binding transcription factor activity; sequence-specific DNA binding. Bases 1 to 1941 code for a protein of 646 amino acids. Lineage: Eukaryota; Metazoa; Chordata; Lepidosauria; Squamata; Anguidae.
AUGGAGGACCCGCUGCUCUCGGCGGCGCCCAUCAACCCCAACAACUUCCCGGCCAAGCUGUGGCGGCUGGUGAACAGCCCGCGCUUCCGCUCCAUCCGCUGGGACGCCCGCGGCGAGGGCCUGCUCAUCGACCAGCCCUUGUUCGAGGCCGAGCUGCUGGGCGCCGCGGCGGGCGGAGGCGGCGGGGUGGCCGUGGCGGUGGGCGGCGGCCCGGGCGGCGACGGGGGAGCCGCGGCCUCCGUCACCGCGGCCGCCUCCUCCUCCUCCUCCUCCGGCUCCCCCUCGGCCUCGGCGUCGCCCGAGCUCUUCAAGACCACCAACUUCACCAGCUUCAUCCGGCAGCUCAACCUGUACGGCUUCCGCAAAGUGGUGCUGGGCCCGCCCGGAGGCGGAGGCGGCGGCGGAGGCGGGUCGUCGUCGUCGUCGCCGUCGCCGUCGGGCCCCGGCGGGCCCUUGCACCACUUCCACAGCCCGCACUUCCGCCGCGACCGGCCCGACCUGCUGGUGCACCUCAAGCGCCUGACCAGCGCCAACAAGGCCAAGCUGGCCGCCGGCCUCGAGGUCACCAGCCGGCCGCCCAACCGCUUCCAGCGCCUGCUCAGCACCUCCCUGCACGGCGGGGACGCCCUGCUGGCACAGCCGCACAACAGCCCCGCGGGGCAGGCCGCCGCGCCCAACGCCUCGGCCAAGACACCACUGACUUUAGGACAGUUUCACCGCUCUUUUCGGCGAGAGAAUUUAUCUCCUUACUCCUAUCUGUCACCGUCAUCUCACAGCCAAAAUACUUUCCCACUGAAAGGUUCAGAUCAGACUCCUCUUCCUCCCAGAACAUGGCAGAAUUCCCUCGGGAUGCUUCCAGGGCAGGUGGAGACACCAACCUUUUCAGACAAAGGGGUUCCAUUUCCUGUACUUCAGAGGUUUCCAACAGAAGUAACUUACACUCUGCAGCCCAGCGCUACAUCGGUGCACAUUCAGCAAGGGCCACAGACGAUGGCCACAUCUUCCCAGAAAUAUACCAGUUAUGCAGCUUCAUCACCGUACUCCCAAGCUUACUACCCGACAGCUGUAUUACAAUGUUGCUCUCCACCUACCCAUAUGGACCCCUUAAGCGGUUGUGGUAGUCCUACAGCCUCAACCUAUACACACUGCAGUUAUUUUCAGAAUCCACCAAUGCAGUCCUCAUAUCCAGUUGAAUUUUUGCCUUCUAAUUGGUCCUGCAAUGCAUCUGAUGAAAACAAGAAGACAGAAGUCAACUUGGAGGCUGUUUUCCAGAUUGUAGAUGAAAUGCAUUCAUCCCCCAAGCUGGAAAUGGUCAAGGUGGAGCCAGUGGAGAACCAGUGUCCCUCCUCGCAGCCAAGCCGAGGCCAACAGUUGCUAGUUAAUCCAGGGAACAGUGAUGCACCUUCUUCCAGUCAAGCCAGCCACCUAGAACCCCUGACACCUGUGGGCUCAGAUAUCACAUCCUUCGUGGUAGAGUCAGAUCAAGCUAUAGCAUGCUCCUUGCCACAGUCCCCAGAGUUUAUCUACACUAUCCACACCACCGAACCUGUGGAGAACACUACAGCACAAAUGGUGCAGCAGCCUGCAGGCCCACUGCAAACACAAGCAAAGCUGAAAGAACAGCUGAACGAAUCUUCAGCACAGUCUUCUAUGAUGUUUGUACGGGAAGAACUUCCUUUCAGUCAGCUGCAGGAGGAUUCCAAUACCAAGUGUCAGACAAAUCCACCAGAGACAGUUGUGUCUUCAGAGCAAAUAGGCUUCCUCAUUUCGGAGGUGGGUCCUCUCAGCAAAUGUGCCAAAGAGUCCAUUUCAUCCAUCCAAACCAAAUGCAGGGAAAGAAGGAGCAGUUCACAGAAGGGCAAAUCCCCUGAUCUACAUCUGCUAGUGGAUGUGGCUUGCAAGCAGGAGCAUUUCCCAAAGGAAGAAGAAUUAAGGGAGUGAGAACUUGGUGC